Molecule: messenger RNA, 1623 nt
Organism: Cokeromyces recurvatus
Lineage: Eukaryota; Fungi; Mucoromycota; Mucoromycetes; Mucorales; Mucoraceae
Exons: 5
Coding region: 92-1258 (388 amino acids)
Cellular component (GO): cytoplasm
Molecular function (GO): nucleotidyltransferase activity; thiosulfate-cyanide sulfurtransferase activity; URM1 activating enzyme activity
Source: RefSeq, a predicted model, not a curated record
AAAAAAAAAAAAAAAAAAAAAAAAAAAAACUAGUAUUAUUUUAUUUAUUCACUUAUUUUUUUUUUCUUCCUUUCAACACUUUAAAACGAUAAUGGAGGCACUUCAAGAAGAGAAUGCUCGCCUUCGUCAACGUAUUGCAGAAUUAGAAGAAGAAAAACAAAAUGUUCCAUUAGCUUUAGGUCCGGAAGAUAAAGCAGAGCCUUUUAAGAAGGUGGAUAAAUUAACAAACGAAGAAAUUUUCCGCUUUGGACGUCAAUUGGUGACACCUGGAUUUGGUUAUGAAUCUCAAUUGAAACUUCGUAACACAACUUUUCUUGUUGUUGGUGCAGGAGGAUUGGGUUCUGCUGUAACUUUGUAUUUAGGUGCUGCAGGUGUUGGAAGACUCGGUAUUGUCGAUCAUGAUACAGUAGAUACAAAUAAUUUACAUAGACAAGUAAUUCAUACUCAAGCACGUAAAGGAGUUAAUAAAGCUGUUUCCGCUACCAUUUCCAUUAAAGCUGUUUAUCCUGACGCAGAUGUUAUUCCAUAUGCAUAUACACUUGAUAGAACAAAUGCUCUUGAAUUAAUUAAACAAUAUGAUAUUAUUGUUGAUGCUACUGAUAAUAUUGCUACGCGUUAUUUACUGAGUGAUGCAGCUGUAUUAGCAGGGAAACCAGUUGUUUCUGGAAGUGCACUUAGAAAUGAUGGGCAAUUAACUGUAUAUAAUUAUAAGGGGAGUCCUUGUUUCCGCUGUUUGCAUCCAGUACCACCACCUCCUACUGCAGUUGGUAAAUGUGUUGAUCACGGUGUAUUAGGAGUUGUUCCUGGAAUCAUUGGUACAUUAGAAGCAAUUGAAGCCAUUAAGGUAGCCUUAAAUGAACCUUCACUUGAAAAACCAAGUUUCUUGAUCUUUAGUGGUAUGAGUAACCCAAUGUUUAGAACUAUGCGUCUUCGAGAGAAAAAAAAAGACUGUGCUAUUUGUGGUGAGAAUCCUACGAUGACUGAACUUAUUGAUUACGUUCAAUUCUGUCAGGGAGCUGCUAAUGAUAAAGUGACAGAUGAACAUAUCUUAAGACAAGAUGAACGUAUUAGUGUUCAAGAAUAUUGUGAUUGUCGUUUAAAAGAUCAUUUAUUGAUUGAUGUUCGACCACCCGUACAAUUUGGUAUCUGUAGUUUGCCAAACAGUGUAAAUAUUCCAAUUGAUCAACUUGAAAAUAAGAUGGAACAAGUAAAGGACUUGAUAAAAGAAAAGAACUUGACAGAUAAAGAUGGUAAAUGAAUUAAAUUUCAAUUAUUUCGAAUAUUUGUACUAACAUAAAACAAAUAAGUCUAUGUCAUUUGUAGAUUAGGUAAUGAUUCGCAAUUAGCAGUACGUAUGAUGCAGAAUGCUGGUAUUAAAGAAGCUAAAGAUAUUACUGGAGGAUUAUUAAGUUGGUCUAAGGAAAUCGAUUCUUCUUUCCCAAUUUAUUAAACAUAGAACUUGUGAAUUUAUGUCAUCAUAGUAUAAUAAUAAAAAAAAAUCUGCAUUAUAAAUUUUGCAUGUAUAAAACGUUAACAAAAAUACAUUUUCUAAAUAUGCACAAACAUUAUUUAAAAGAAAUCUUAUUGGCUAAUUAAAACAAAGAGAAACCUUGUAAAAAAAAA